GAGUGAUACCGUAAUGUGUCCAUCUAAACAUAAUGACGCAAGAGCGAUCCGAAAUUCGCAUCUCAGGACGAAUAAGAGGCUUAAAUGGGCGUGUCAGGUCUGGACAAAAUGCUCAAAACCUGGCUUGUUAUAACCUGUUAACUUUUGUGCCUAUUUUCCUUUACGAGCAAUUUACUCAAUUGCCAAAUUUGUACUUCUUGUUGAUCGCUGGGCUUCAGCAGAUUCCCGAUAUUUCUCCAACAGGAAGAUGGGGAACAAUUGGAACACUUUCCAUUUUGUUGGGACUGACCUUCAUCCGAGAUGUCAUCGAAGAUCUCCGACGAAGAGCGACCGAUGUCAAAAUCAAUAACAGGAGAACAUUCGUUUUCUCCCAGGACCAUUUUCAGUGCACCAAGUGGAAGGAUGUUAUAGUUGGGGACAUUCUCGAGAUCGUCAAGGACGACAUUGUUCCUGCCGAUUGCAUUUUGUUGACUUCAAGCGAACCAUUGGGUAUUUCCUAUAUCGACACGGCUCAUUUGGACGGUGAGUCCAACCUGAAAGUGCGACAAGCUUUAUUCGGUGUCUCGUAUUUGGUCACAAACGAAGACGUGUGCGACUUCAAUUGUACCAUUGAAUUGGAACCACAAACGAAAGAUUUGAACGAAUUUCGUGCUAUUUUGAGGCACCAAAACAAGAUCUAUCAGAUUGGGCUCGGGCAGUUCUUACCUAGGGGAGUUACCUUGAGGAAUACAGAUUGGGUCCUAGGUAUUGUCAUUGCAACUGGUUAUGAAACCAAACAGUUGAUGAAUGCCAAGAUUUCCAAUCCUACUAAAGUAUCUCAAUUCGAUGCCAAAGUGAGCAAAAUCAUUGGAGCGCUCCUUUUGGGAUUGAUUUUGCUUUGCUUGAUUUGUGCCACCAUUCACACUUUAGAUGUUUGCAGAAAUCCCGCACUCUCUUACACCGAUGCCGAUGAUGUUUUGUGCGAUCCUUCGUGGUUUUUAUUCUUCUCCAGUUUCUUGAGACUCUUGAUACUUUUUCAUAACGUGGUUCCUGUGUCACUUUUGGCCACGGUCCAAAUCAUCCGAUUGAUCCAGUCUUAUCACAUCAAAAAUGAUGUGGAAAUCUUCUCCGAAGCUUACAACAAAGGAGCAACAGUUCAGAACUCCCAAUUGAACGAGAUGCUGGGACAAGUUCAAUACAUUUUUUCGGACAAAACUGGCACCAUCACCAAGAACAAACUGAAAUUUAAGAAAUGUUCCAUUGGUGGAAUGGUCCUGGAGCCUUCAGUGGACGCCAAGGGGCUUUUGUCACUCCUGAAAGGGUGUCAAUGUUCAAGAAGCUCUUCUAGAACGUGUUCAGUUGAUUGUCAACAAAUCAGAGACAUGUUUCAAGCCAUGGUCCUUUGUCACACAGUUAUUCCCCAAAAGAAUGAAAAAGGCCAAGAAUUCUUCGUGGGAUCCCCAGAUGAAAAAGCGAUACUUCAGGGUUGUGCUGAUUUUGGAAUCAGCAAAUUUGUGGGCAGAGACCCAGCCAACAACGCUUUCAUUUCGUAUCGCGGUCAGAGGUUUAAAUACAGUGUGCUAUACGUGCUCGAAUAUACCAGUGAACGAAAAAUGAUGUCCACGAUCCUGAAAACUGAAGACGGACAGAUACUAAUGUAUUCAAAAGGAGCCGAUUCUGCUAUUUUAUCCCUGCUGAAAGUGCCUCCAGAUCCAAUGCAUAUCAUAGAUUUAGAGCACUUUGCAGGGGACGGCCUGAGGACAAUGUGUUACGCUUAUAAACUCUUAGAACCACAUUUCUUCCACAUGUGGGAGAACAAGUGGUUACAAGCAAUCAGUCAAAUCACCCAAAGAUCACAGAAGGUUACUGAAGCCCUUGGUGCAAUAGAAACUGAGCUGGAGUUCCUUGGGAUCACUGGUGUUGAAGACGAGCUUCAAGACGAGGCUAAGUCGUCCAUCCAGAAGCUAUUAAAAGCCAACAUAAAUAUUUGGAUUUUAUCCGGGGAUCGACAAGAAAAUGCUGUUAGCACGGCCAAGAGAGCUGGACUAAUCCACGAUCAUAUUCCAUUGAUUUUGAUCCCUGACUGCGAUUUAGACGAGGCAAGAGACAUUGCGUGUGACCAUGUGGCAAAAUUCCGUGAAGAGAACCUGGCCUCAAAAUGUCAUGCUCUGGUCCUUGUAGUAGCUGGUCGAUCUAUUGGCCAUUGUCACGACUGUCCCAAGCUCAAGAACCACCUUCUAGAAUUAUGCAUGUGCUCCACAACCGUGAUCUGUUACCGUGUAGACCCAAAGCAGAAAGCUGACCUCAUUCAGAUGAUCCAAAAGAAGUCUGGAAAGGUCACUUUAGCCAUUGGAGACGGCUCAAACGACGUCCCAAUGCUCCAGACAGCUCACAUUGGAAUCGGUAUAUCGGGAAUCCCCGACGAACACAUUCAAUUUCAUGGGAGUGAGGCUGCUUCAGUGGCCGAUUACGCCAUUGCCGAAUUCAGAGGUUUGCCAAAACUGGUUCUUUCUCAUGGCGCUCAGAACUCGCUCAGGGUCGCCAAUAUGGUCUGCUUCUUUUUCUACAAAAGUGUUACCUUCCACCUCAUUCAGUUGUGGUUUCUACUGUUCUCCAAAUGGUCCGGUCAACCAGUAUUCGAUCGUUUCACAACCAGUUUGCACAACUUGGCCUUUACUUUCUUGCCACCCUUUGCUUUGACUUUAAUGGACCAAUAUGACGGAGGCCCUUGGAGUACUCAAAGUGAAUGGAACCUUCAUUCGUUCAGUUCAUCCCAGAGAGGGAAACAUUUUGAUACUAAGGCACUUCUUACUUGGGGAUUAUCUUCAUUGUUUCACUCAUCGAUUAUUUUCCUCAUUCCAUGGAGCACUUCACAAGAAAUCGAUUAUUUCUCCUUUGAACAAAGCAUCUAUACUUUGCUCAUUUUUACUAUCUCAGGCAAGUCCUUACUGGCCUCGAAUAAUCUCAAUCUGGCUGGUAUUGUUUUUUGUUUCCUGGGAAUCGCCUUUUGGGCGCUAUUCACAAGUUUGUCUGGUUAUGUUUGUGUUCCAAACCUCUACUGUCAAUUGUUUGGAGUGCUUCAAUUCAAUGCAAAUAGGACUAUAUUUUGGACCCUAGCAUUGGUGGUUCCAAUCUUUGCCUUGCUACCUGAUUUCAUCGCCAAAGCCUUCAGCCGUCAUCGAUUUGAAAGGGAGCUACCGUCAUCCGAUUUCGAAGAAGAUCGCCAAACUCUCAUUUCACUCUCGGAAUCGUUACCACGGAUUCGUUCUAGAAUCCAAUUGAAGAACCUGGCUCGUGGCUUUGCCUUCUCGGAGAACGAGCCCAAGUCUGUGCGAGAAUCAGAAUGUUUUGUGGCUUACAGUCGAUCAUUCAACCGACCCAAAUCCUGACGACUGUCGACGUCGUCGGUCAGAACAAGAAAGUCCUUAGGGUGACCUUUUUUGCAAUCAACUGAACCCGAGGUAAUCUAAAUAUUUAGGCCAUUAACGCGUUAAAGACCAUGUUACUUGAUAUUGAUAAAAUACUGAGUUAGGUCUUUCAUGCCACGUUGAAAGUGUAUUAAUGAUUAUGAUUCAAUGGUAUGAGUUCAAACAAAGAAAGAUGAUGCUUGUCAAAUGGAGAUGUUAUGUUUUUUUUUUGUUCGUGAGCAAUCGUAUCAUAUAUGACUUUAGGUAAGAUAUUUCGUGCCUUAAGAAAAUCAAGUUGAUCACAAUAAGAAUAUAGUAAUAAUGAUUUGAGAUCUAUGGAGUGGAGGUACGUACUGAGACUAAACCCUACGCAUUCUGAGGAUAAUUGAACGAACCAUUCGGCAGGCGAGCUUUUCAACCACUCGUACCUCUGAGUUAAGCCUUGAACGCAAUUUCGUCCAGCAUGUUGUUGUAGCCACCAGAGCAAUUAACGUUGUGGAUUUGGUCUUUUCCAAUGAUCCUGAUCUGAUCCAGUAUGUCCAUGUGACACCUAGUAAUCUGUCAGAUCAUCAUGUUCUUGAGAUAGGGUCGACCAUAACUCAAAAGCAGGCGUGCUCUAGAGUAAAACCGGCCGAAAAGGUCGGUCUGUACACGAACUAAAGCAUCGUCAUGAGAGAACCACACCCUGAUCCCAAAGAGGGACUCUAUGCUCCAACAUGUUGCUUGAGACUUGGAACUGGCGCCGUUAGCGCAUGCUCUUCUCUGCAAAUAAAGCCAUGUUUAUCUAUGAAUA
Tigriopus californicus is the source of this 4179-nucleotide messenger RNA. RefSeq lists its product as uncharacterized. Gene Ontology annotation, biological process: endocytosis; retrograde vesicle-mediated transport, Golgi to endoplasmic reticulum; phospholipid translocation. Gene Ontology annotation, cellular component: plasma membrane; endosome; trans-Golgi network. Gene Ontology annotation, molecular function: ATPase-coupled intramembrane lipid carrier activity; ATP hydrolysis activity; magnesium ion binding. Lineage: Eukaryota; Metazoa; Arthropoda; Copepoda; Harpacticoida; Harpacticidae. Bases 33 to 3368 code for a protein of 1111 amino acids. The record is from RefSeq and is a predicted model, not a curated record. The transcript has 2 exons.